GGUAUAUUACAAGAUUUGAUCGACUUAUUGAGAUACAUAUAAUAUUCUAGACGUAUUUUUUAUUUUCGCUGGCGUUUACAAUGUACGUAGUCAGUUAGCAUUCAAAUGUAAUGUUUUACGGUAAAAAAAUACAACGGUAUAAUGAAAGUAGUGAUUUCUGAUUAUAAAUAUGUGAUUGUUUUGGAAUUAGUGUGAUUGGCGUAGUAAAGUUAACAAACCUUAUCUCAUUAUCAAAAGUAAAGGAAUACCUUUCACAUAAUUGUCGUAUAAUGCUGAAUAGUGUGUUAAUAUAGCCAAUCAAUAUGGAACUAAAGAAAAUUGAGACAGAGGAAAAAAUUUAUUCUCAAAUCCUAGCAGUUUUAGUAGUUUCCUUAGGGCUUUUCUCAAAUGGGAUAAUCUUCGUUUGGAGUUCACCGUUUAGCUUGGUCAUAACUCAGGAUAAAGUUAACUAUGACAUUUCAGAAGAAGAAGCAUCAUAUUUUAUAGUAAUUCAACCAGUUGGAAUGAUAACAUGUAGUUUAUUUUAUUUUAAAAUCGCCGACUUCCUGGGAAGAAAAAAGGCCUUAUUUUUCUUAACCGUUCCUUACCUAAUUAGUUGGCUAAUAACAAUUUUUGCCAAGAGCAAAUUCGAGUUUUAUGCCGCCAGGUUUAUUGCUGGCAUUGGAGAUACCGCAGCAUUUUGCAGUAUUCCAUCUUAUGUUGGCGAAAUUCUUUCCCCAUCAAUUAGAGGCUUCUGGGGAAAUUUUCCUUUAUUCAUGCAUUACUGCGGACACCUUUUCAUAAAUGUGGCAGGAAGUUACCUGAGUGUCCAAACAACAGCCUACAUCUGCAUCGCCAUUCUAGUCGUAUUUGCCUUAUUAUUGACAGCACUUCCAGAAUCUCCUUACCAACUGAUCAAAGAUGGAAAGUUUGACGCUGCAAAGAAAAGCAUUCGAUGGUUACGACGCAAGCCUAACAUCGAACAAGAUUUCCAGAGUAUGAAAGCAGAUGUAGACCGACAACUUUCCGAAAGAGGAAAAUGGAAAGACCUUUUCCUGAUUGAUAGUAACCGAAAGGCCCUGAAAGCUGGUUGCUUCCUACGGAUUUCUCAGCAACUGUGCGGAAUAACUGUAUUCGCUACUUAUUCGCAGACGAUCUUCCAGAAAGCUGGUGGCAACUUGAGCCCGCAAAUUUCAUCAAUUAUUUUCAGCAGCCUUGUUUGUAGUUUGAACUUGAUUUGUUGCAGUUCGGUGGAUAAGUGGGGCAGAAAACUUUCAUACUUUUACUCCUUGAUCGCAUCCGGUACUGUGCUCAUAGCUAUGGCAGUGUUUUUCUUUAUCGAUCAAUUUCAAUUUGCCAAUCUCGACAAAAUCAAUUGGUUUCCGUUAGCAGGAAUGAUUUCCUUCGUAUUCACAUACUCAUUUGGCUUGGGAGUGGUACCUACUUUAAUGUUGAGUGAACUAUUUUCGGCCAGUAUCAAGUUUAAAGGAAUUUGUAUCCUUAUUAUAGCAUGGGGCGUUGCAGUAGUUGUAACAACCAAUUUGUUCCACCUUUUAACUGCUAACGUGGGAUUAUAUGCUCCAUUUUUGGUUUUCGGUGUUUGUUGUUGGAUGAGCACGAUUCUAACUAUUCGAUGGGUACCAGAAACUAAAGGAAAAACUUUAGAAGAAAUACAACAAUCUUUGAAAAGAUAAACAUUGUAUUUUAAUGCAAAAAAUAUCUAUAGUUAGUCCAAAGAAUGCUUGGGUGAUUUUUGUAAAGCAAAGUGAGCAAGUCAAUUUUAAUAGUUUAAGCCGCGAAAAAUUCCUUUCAUAAUAGUUUAAACUGAAAAUAUUCAUCCCUUUUAUAUAAGAUCAUUAAUUUAAUAUUCUCCACUUUAUCUUCCUCAAGAAAAAUUUUAUGACGAAUCAAGCUUAAACAGCACUUUGCUGUCUAUCUACAUACACACAUAAAGAUUAGGAAUUUCCAUUUAGAAAUGGCCAAAGCUACAGUAAUUGCGUAUAUUCUGUCUAAAGAUUAUGUCUGUAAAGAUUCUUGAAUACCAAAAUAAAACGGCUGAUUUACAUUUGUUAGGACGGUAUUUAAUGUUAUUAUUAUUAUUAUUUGAAUAACAUUAACGUUUUUCCCAGACAUAACUUUUAAAGCAUUAACUUUUGAAACAUUUCAUAGUACUUAUUAACGAGUUAUACUGGGAAUAUGCUAUUAAGGAGCAGAAUAGCAGAAUAUGAAUUAAUUAAGAGUCCAUUUGCAAUACUAAGUAAGUUUGAUUCGCCACAUGAUUCUGAAGCAGUUUUUACAGCUGAACAAAGUUUUCCGAAUGAAUUUUUAUUUUUUUUAUUCCACAGUUCUCCUUCCGCAAUAAUUGCACAAUGUGAGAAUGUGAGCUACACAGAGUGACGCAGUUUAUUGUAGCUGAACUACAAAAAUCCGCCAUAAAAGUUUAAAACCUCCAGUGGUACCUACUAAUUUGCGUUCCAGGGUGGCGAAGUUGCUCAUUUUUUAUUUUUGUAAAAUUGCAUACAAUUUUCAAGUUAUUGUUAGCAAUUAUGAUACUGUCGGAUAACUAGAAAAACUGUCCAAAAUGUAAUUAACUUGCGUCCCACUUACGGCUUUUCCUGAAUGUUUAAAAUAAUAUUUUUUUAGCUUACCAGCAUCACUUUCAAUUGCCAACAAAUCGAUUCUUUUUUCACACAUUUACGAAAAAAAUAUAAACCUACAUAAAUAACCAUUUUUGAGUGUUUUAAA
Dendroctonus ponderosae (mountain pine beetle) is the source of this 2724-nucleotide messenger RNA. Its product is annotated as facilitated trehalose transporter Tret1. The coding region runs from base 303 to 1673 and encodes 456 amino acids. Gene Ontology annotation, cellular component: membrane. The transcript has 4 exons. Gene Ontology annotation, biological process: transmembrane transport. The record is from RefSeq and is a predicted model, not a curated record. NCBI's taxonomy places the organism in Eukaryota, Metazoa, Arthropoda, Insecta, Coleoptera, Curculionidae. Gene Ontology annotation, molecular function: transmembrane transporter activity.